Molecule: messenger RNA, 2358 nt
Organism: Papilio machaon (common yellow swallowtail)
Lineage: Eukaryota; Metazoa; Arthropoda; Insecta; Lepidoptera; Papilionidae
Gene: ace1
Product: acetylcholinesterase
Exons: 5
Coding region: 256-2334 (692 amino acids)
Biological process (GO): acetylcholine catabolic process; choline metabolic process
Cellular component (GO): plasma membrane
Molecular function (GO): acetylcholinesterase activity
Source: RefSeq, a predicted model, not a curated record
CAGCCGGGCUCGGAGCACUCAGUCUGUCGACGCCUGCCCUCGCAGCCGCUCGUGCCCGAGAGUGCACCAUUAAUAGCACACCUAUUACUGACAUCCCGACCUUCAAUCCGUGCGAAGGAGACGUCUAUAUCAAGGUUACCAGCAAAGCAUGUGAAGUAGUUGGCACACGCAUGCACCAAACGCACCGUGGACGUUGGUCAUGAAUUACCGGAGAUAGUGUCAGGUGGUGAUAGUUAGAGCGGGUGUAGCGACGGUAUGCGUGUGCUGGUCGCGACGCUGGCCGCGCUGGUGGCGCGCGCAGUCGCCGGCCCGCACGAGCACCGUGCCCGACAUCAUGCUCCCGAACAUACUCUCCAUUUCCCUGCUCCAGACGCACAACAACCCUAUCGAGGACACGGCGAAGCAGUUCGCUACAAUCCUGAAUUAGAUACCAUACUUCCUCGCACCGAUGAACAUGAAACCUCAUCGAAAAGAGCCAAGUAUGAAGAAGCGGAAUCAUCCUCAAAGCGUGCAAGAUACGACGAAAGAUUUUACUCCAACCACGAACGGGCUGAAGAACUCAUGGCAGACGAACCUCAACUCGGUCCCGAAGAUGAUGAUCCUUUGAUCGUUAGGACGAAAAAGGGAAAAGUUAGAGGAAUAACACUUACCGCGGCGACAGGAAAACAAGUCGAUGCUUGGUUUGGAAUUCCUUAUGCUCAAAAACCCAUCGGGGACUUGAGGUUCCGACAUCCAAGGCCAGUGGAGAAUUGGGGAGAUGAAAUAUUAAAUACAACGUCACUGCCACAUUCAUGCGUUCAAAUUGUAGAUACCGUAUUUGGCGAUUUCCCUGGAGCGAUGAUGUGGAAUCCCAACACGGACAUGCAGGAAGACUGUCUCUAUAUUAAUAUAGUUACGCCUAAACCUCGUCCAAAAAAUGCUGCGGUAAUGCUUUGGGUAUUCGGCGGCGGUUUUUACUCUGGAACUGCUACUUUAGACGUUUACGAUCCUAAAAUUCUUGUUUCGGAAGAGAAAAUUGUGUACGUUUCGAUGCAAUACCGAGUAGCAUCGUUAGGAUUUUUGUUUUUCGAUACACCGGACGUACCUGGAAAUGCUGGCUUAUUUGAUCAAAUAAUGGCAUUGCACUGGGUUAAAGACAACAUAGAAUAUUUCGGUGGGAAUCCUCAUAACAUAACUUUAUUCGGUGAAUCAGCGGGAGCUGUGUCAGUAUCUUUGCAUUUGCUUUCGCCUCUUUCAAGAAAUUUGUUCACUCAAGCGAUAAUGCAGUCGGGUGCAGCGACUGCGCCCUGGGCUAUUAUAUCUCGAGAAGAGAGUAUCCUUCGAGGAAUACGUUUAGCUGAAGCUGUUCAUUGUCCAAAUUCUAGAACAGACAUGGGACCGAUGAUUGAUUGCUUACGAAAGAAAAGCGCAGAUGAACUCGUAAAUAACGAAUGGGGGACAUUAGGAAUUUGUGAAUUUCCAUUUGUUCCUAUAAUUGAUGGAUCAUUUUUGGAUGAGAUGCCUAUAAGAUCUUUGAUUCACCAGAAUUUCAAAAAGACAAACAUUCUAAUGGGUUCAAAUACUGAAGAGGGUUAUUAUUUUAUUCUUUAUUAUCUCACGGAAUUAUUUCCAAAAGAAGAAAAUGUAGGUAUCACACGGGAGCAGUAUUUGCAAGCUGUGAGAGAAUUGAAUCCUUACGUAAAUGAUGUAGCUAAACAAGCUAUUGUAUUUGAGUACACAGAUUGGUUGAACCCUGAUGAUCCUGUUAAAAAUCGCAACGCAUUAGACAAAAUGGUUGGUGACUAUCAUUUUACUUGCGGUGUUAAUGAAUUUGCUCAUCGAUACGCGGAAACCGGUAACAAUGUGUAUACUUACUACUAUAAACAUCGUAGCAAGAAUAAUCCUUGGCCAUCAUGGACUGGUGUGAUGCACGCCGAUGAAAUCAACUAUGUAUUUGGUGAACCUCUCAACCCCGGUAAAAACUAUUCACCAGAAGAAGUUGAGUUUAGUAAGCGAUUGAUGAGAUAUUGGGCAAAUUUUGCUAGAUCUGGGAACCCUUCGAUCGGUCCAAAUGGUGAAAUAACAAAAGUCCAUUGGCCUUUGCAUACAGCAAAUGGCAGGGAAUAUCUCUCCCUUGCUGUCAAUUCUAGUGCCAUAGGUCACGGACUACGUGUGAAGCAAUGUGCUUUUUGGCAAAAAUACUUACCACAACUCAUGGCUGCCACCAAUAAGCCGGAACCUCCAAAGAACUGCACCAACGCAGCAGAUACUGCAAACAUUUCUUUCAAUACCCUCAGCUUUAGUUUUAUUGCAAUUGUUAACUUUCACUCUAUGUUAUUUAAAGUAGUAAAAUAAACUACAUCGAUAUAAUUUUAAUUA